Haemonchus placei is the source of this 327-nucleotide messenger RNA. NCBI's taxonomy places the organism in Eukaryota, Metazoa, Nematoda, Chromadorea, Rhabditida, Trichostrongylidae. The record is from the annotation of a GenBank genome assembly.
AUGGGUCACAGGAAGGUGAUUGGUGUACUUUUCCUUCUUACCGUACUCUUGGACAGCAGCCUUUGCCUUUCUGAAAAAGGGAGGGUCGCUCUGACAAAGGCCUAUGGAGGUAUCGAUAUCGAUAAGCGCCACGAAAGGCUUAAAAAUCUUGGACUGAGAAGUUUGGGACCAAAAGCUAAACAUGAAAAGACACCGACACCUUCGAAAGCAAAGACUAGAGGAAAUACCCCAGCGGAUGAGGGUACGAUCGAAGAAGUGAAUCAGAAAGAAGGAGUCGACGAGUACUUGUUCAGUGGUGAUAUGAUUCUUACUGAGUGCGUAAUAUAA